CGGGCUACUACGGGGGACUGUACCUGGGACCCGGAGCGCAGCUUACCGUACGCCUUGGCGUCGCGGUGAUUUCGGCAUCUAGUGAACCCCUACCUCGCCCUAGUACUUCGCGUGUUGAAAGAAGCCUAAAAAAGGAGGUCCGAAUCCCAAAGCUCUCUGUAAAUGCCCCGUCCUGCGCUUAGAGCGCAGAGACUGAAUUGGAGGGUUGUUCUCAGGCCACUUCCCAAGUCCUUCCCUCUGAGCCUGUGCACGUGUGUGUCAGGCGAGAAACUUCAGGAUCUCCCCCGAUGCAGGCUCGGUGUGCGCUCCUUCGGAACCCGGGCUCGUGCGCUCAGUCCGCAGCCCGGAUCAGUGCACAGGGUAGUAAAAAUCUUUAAUCGAUUGGACUACUUAAACCAUUGGAAUUUGGGGAGGAACUUCAGAUUUUUCGUUUUUAAAGACACACUAAAUGUAUGAGGAAUCGACAAAAUGGAGAACCAAAAGGAAAACCUCUUUUCUGAGCCACAUAAAAGGGGACUGGUGAAAAGCCCCCUGCAAGAGUCCUCGAAGGCCAACGUGGUACUGGCUGAGAUCCAGCCUGACCUGGGUCCUUUAACCACACCAACCAAGCCCAAGGAAGUCUCCCAAGGAGAGCCAUGGACACCCACAGCCAACCUGAAAAUGCUUAUCAGCGCGGUGAGCCCAGAGAUCCGAAGCCGAGAUCAGAAAAGGGGCCUGUCCGACAACCGCAGUGGAUUACCCGAAGCUAGAGACUGUUUGCAUGAACACUUAUCUGGAGAUGAAUUUGAGAAGUCCCAGCCAAGUCGGAAGGAGAAGAGCUUGGGGUUGCUAUGCCACAAAUUCUUAGCGAGGUACCCUAAGUACCCCAACCCCGCUGUGAAUAACGACAUCUGCCUGGACGAGGUGGCCGAGGAGCUCAAUGUCGAACGUCGGCGGAUUUAUGACAUCGUGAAUGUACUAGAGAGCCUGCACAUGGUGAGCCGCCUCGCCAAAAACAGGUACACUUGGCACGGCCGGCACAAUCUCACCAAAACCCUGGGGACGCUGAAGAGUGUCGGGGAAGAGAACAAGUACGCGGAGCAGAUCAUGAUGAUCAAAAGGAAAGAGCAUGAGCAAGAGUUCGACUUCAUUAAGAGCUGUGGCCUAGAGGACCACGUGAUCAAGGGGGACCACGUGAUCAAGUCAACCGCUGGCCAGAACGGGCACUCAGACAUGUGCUUCGUAGAGCUCCCUGGAGUGGAAUUUCGGGCAGCUUCUGCAAACAGCCGCAAAGACAAGUCCUUACGCGUGAUGAGCCAGAAGUUUGUGAUGCUGUUCUUGGUGUCGACGCCUCAGAUAGUAAGCCUGGAGAUCGCUGCCAAGAUCUUAAUUGGGGAGGACCACGUGGAAGAUCUGGAUAAAAGCAAGUUUAAAACAAAAAUUAGGAGGCUGUACGAUAUUGCUAAUGUUCUGAGUAGCUUGGAUCUUAUCAAGAAAGUUCAUGUUACAGAAGAACGAGGACGGAAGCCAGCUUUCAAAUGGACAGGCCCGGAAAUCAGCCCAAAUAACAGUGGCUCCAGCCCAGUCAUGCCUCUCACCGCCUCCUUAGAGGCUGAGCAGUCUGCAAAAGAGAACUGUGCCAAAAACCUCUUUUCUACACGGGGGAAACCCAGCUUUACUCGACACCCAUCUCUUAUCAAAUUGGUAAAGAGCAUAGAAAAUGAUCGGAGGAAGAUCAGUUCCGCUCCCAGCAGCCCUGUCAAGAGCAGCAAAGCUGAGAGUUCUCAAAAUUCUCCACCCGUCCCAAACAAAAUGGCCCAGCUCGCUGCUAUCUGCAAGAUGCAGUUGGAGGAGCAGUCAAGUGAACCCAGGAAGAGAGUAAAAGUCAACCUAACAAGAUCUGGGCACUACAAACCACUGGCUCCCCUGGACCCUGCAGUGAACACUGAGCUGGAACUGCUUGCUCCGUCCCUUAUCCAGCCCCUGGGCAUGGUCCCCCUGAUCCCUAGCCCAUUGUCAUCUGCAGUGCCUGUGAUCCUACCUCAGGCCCCUUCGGGCCCAUCCUAUGCCAUCUACUUGCAACCUGCCCAAGCCCAAAUGUUGACACCACCCCAUGGCCUGAGCCCAACAGUCUGCCCCACCCAGUCCUCUAAUGCUACCGGAUCCAAAGACCCUACAGACGCCCCCACUGAGAAGACGGCCACGGAUGCCACAAAGUCCAGUGCCUCCUGCAGACCCGGAAGCUUGCAGCCAGCACCAGAAAGGCAAGGUGCUAAGAAUCGAAGCAAGGAGACGACCGGAGAUCGAGGCACGAAGAGGACGGGCGCCUUGGAGGACGGUGGUCCCGGUCCCAUAAAGAAACCUAAAGAGGACCUGAAGGCGCUUGAGAAUGUCCCCACCCCCACGACCCUGUUCCCAUCAGGAUACCUAAUCCCUCUUACCCAGUGCCCAUCCCUGGGGCCAGACCCUAUGUUGUCUAACACAGAAAACUCAGGUACACUUUCCCCAAACCACAGGAUCUACGGCUCCCCAAUUGCAGGUGUGAUCCCAGUGGCGUCGUCUGAACUCACUGCUGUGAAUUUUCCCCCAUUCCAUGUGACACCGCUGAAACUUAUGGUCUCCCCGACGUCUAUGGCAGCCGUACCUGUUGGGAACAGCCCGGCUCUCAGCUCCAGCCACCCUGCUCCCACCCAGAACCCAAGCUCAGCCAUUGUAAACUUUACACUGCAGCACUUGGGACUCAUCUCCCCCGGCGUGCAGAUGUCUGCCAGCCCCGGGCCUGGAGCUGGCACAGUCCCUCUGUCCCCACGUGUAGAAGCAGCUAGCGUCAUACCAGAUAACUUGAGCUCUCGGCAAGGGAGGGCCACCAUCCAUGACUCUCCAGUCCUGGGCCAAAGCCAACUAAAUGGACAACCAGUUGCUGGGACAGGGGCACAGCAGCCUGUUCCUGUGACGCCCAAAGGCUCCCAGUUGGUGGCUGAAAGUUUCUUCCGUACUCCAGGUGGACCAACCAAGCCCACCAGCUCAUCUUUCAUGGAUUUCGAUGGUGCUAACAAAACCUCCUUUGGAACCCUCUUUGUCCCACAGCGCAAACUGGAAGUCUCAACUGAGGAUGUCCAUUGAUUGACAGAUGGUGGUUUAAUUUAAUUCUCUAAAGAGCUAUUUAAUGAGACGAUAUACACAUACGAAUUGAGAGAGAACACCACCUUUAAAAAUACUGUAAAUACUUGGGGUUUUACUCAAUAUCACAGCAGAUAUUUGUCAUGCUUACACACAUGCACACAUACACACACACACACACACACACACACACAUGCAUACAUACAUACUCACACAUUUGUACAAGGCCAAAUUCAGCCUUCAGUACUAUAAAAUAAGAUGUUGAACUAAGGUACAUUAACUUCUGGGGGUGGGCGGGUUCAUUUUUUUCACCUGUGCCUCUAUUAUUAUGCAAAGUAACUUUACUAAAGUUUACUUCCCUCUCAGCAAAUGUUUGAGUUACCGAACACAGCACCUGCUCAAACUCUUUGCACAAAGGAAAUGCUGUGUGAUGUAUAAUGUAUUUUUACACAGGGAGGCGAUAGCUAUUUUUUUUUGUAAUUUCUUUAAUCCUUUGCUGUUUCAGUCUGUCUUUUUGUAGAGUUUACAGUCCUCAAUCAAGUCUAUGGAAAAAAUUAUUUAUAAAAUGUAUUUUUAAUCAUAAGUUGUUGAAAUUAAAACUCUUCUAAAAUGUAGUUAACACUUUCGUUUGGCCACAUAGGGCACUCACUGUCGAGAGAAACUGAUAACUUAUCUAACCUCAGAGGCCGGUUCUUGGGAAUGACUUCCUUGGACACCCGGUCACAGGAAGGUUUCUUCUGUACUCCAACCCCUUCCCCUGCCACAAUCCAGAGCAUUGCUAGGAUAGUGAAUGACGGUGUAGAGAGGCUAAGAGAACUGGUGAAAGACAGGAGGAGCUAAGGUAGUCCCCGUCUCUGCCCAGCACCCAUCCCAGACCUGCUAUGCAGAGGAGAGGGGCAGCCACUGUCCCAUAUCUUCUCUAUGGUCCAGCUCCAGAGAAGGAAUUGCAGUAAGGAUUCUCUCCUCUUGGCAGAGAACCAACACAUACUACACCCCAGUGAGCUCUAGAGAAAGAGUAAGCUAUGGCGUGCUCAAGGUGCAUCUUGACCCCUUAAAGGACAGGCCACAUGCUGAGAAGACAAGAGCCGCCUUUUGUGACCCCAGUCUUUCAGGAACAUCAUAUCUGUUUCCUAUGUGCUAAUGUUGGGAACUACAGACAUUUGAAUUGCGUGUUACCGAGCCCAGAUCACAAGGCCACUGAGGUAGAAUUUAAGGCAACAAGUCUACAGUCUUUGCCAGGACUCAACCUUCCCAUCCAACUCAGUGAAACUGAACAGCUAUGGGAGGCUCUGCACUGUUCUGGACAUUCACAGGGUCACCUAUCUUUAAAGAUGCAUUCUGUAUGGCCAAGCCCAGGUAAGAUGACAGAUUUUCCUGUUGGUCUAGAGAGGUAGCCCAUUGUAGACAGGUUGGAAGCCAAUGUUCUGCUCUGAUUUUGUUAUCCUCCAUGUGAAGAAACUCCCUGGAAAAGCCAGAUGCCCCUCUUUCCUAAGAGUUAUGUUAGCUAUCGAGACAGCUCGGGGCAGAAUCUCUCAGCUGUAUCCCAGAAUUCCGAGACUUCCCCCUCGAUCACUGCCUCCUGGGCUCUGCACCCUUCUCCUUGAGUGUGGGUAGGCCCUGUGCCUUGCUCCCGAUCAAGAAACCAUUAAAUGAAUGGGGUGUGUAUA
Messenger RNA from Rattus norvegicus (Norway rat), 4766 nucleotides. RefSeq names its product E2F transcription factor 8 (gene E2f8). The transcript has 13 exons. Gene Ontology annotation, molecular function: DNA binding; RNA polymerase II cis-regulatory region sequence-specific DNA binding; DNA-binding transcription repressor activity. NCBI's taxonomy places the organism in Eukaryota, Metazoa, Chordata, Mammalia, Rodentia, Muridae. The record is from RefSeq and is marked validated. Gene Ontology annotation, cellular component: nucleus; transcription regulator complex. Gene Ontology annotation, biological process: trophoblast giant cell differentiation; chorionic trophoblast cell differentiation; regulation of transcription by RNA polymerase II. Bases 469 to 3102 code for a protein of 877 amino acids.